This is a messenger RNA of Prosopis cineraria, 1225 nucleotides long. Its product is annotated as calcineurin B-like protein 7. Gene Ontology annotation, molecular function: kinase binding; calcium ion binding. Lineage: Eukaryota; Viridiplantae; Streptophyta; Magnoliopsida; Fabales; Fabaceae. Gene Ontology annotation, biological process: calcium-mediated signaling. The record is from RefSeq and is a predicted model, not a curated record. The transcript has 8 exons. Bases 47 to 646 code for a protein of 199 amino acids.
CCUCCUCCCUUGAAUAAAACACACCUCAUAGCCUGACAAAAUAGCAAUGGGCUGCACUUGCUCCAAACAGCGUCUUGCCCAUGAAGAUCCAGCAGUUCUUGCUACCCAAACCUGCUUCAACGUAUCUGAAAUUGAAGGACUCUCUGAGUUGUUCAAGGAGCUGAGUAGUUCCACAGUUGAUGACGGCCUUAUCACAAAAGAAGAGUUUCGGCUGUGCUUAUUUGGUAGUAGCAAGGUACAGAGUCUGUGUGCUGACCGGGUUUUUCAUUUGUUUGACUCAAAAAAUGACGGAGUAAUAGAAUUUGGAGAGUUUGUUCGAGCUCUGAGUGUCUUUCAUCCAGUUGCGCCGCAGGCACAAAAAGCAGCUUUUGCAUUUCAAAUCUAUGAUAUAUGGCAAACAGGCUUCAUUGAACGUGAUGAGGUAAGAGAGCUGGUAUUGGCUCUUCUAAGAGAGUCGGACUUGAUUCUUUCUGAAUACUUAAUUGAGGCCAUAAUUGAUCAGACAUUUAAAGAAGCAGAUCUAAAAGGAGACGGGAAGAUCGAUCUAGAGGAGUGGGAAGAGUUUGCAGCUCAAAACCCAUCCAUCCUGAGAAAUAUGACAAUUCCAUACUUGAAGGAUCUUAAUUCUCAAUUUCCUAGGAAAUGAUACAAAGCAGAGCAGCGUGCGAAAAGAGAACACUAGCUCAAGAUUAAUAGUAUCUGUAUUAAUGUUAUCCUGUAUCCUGUAUAUUUAAGGGGAGAAAACCAACUGAACAAUGUAAAUCAUAUUUACGUUAUACAUAAAUUGGUAAGUGCUAUUCGUCCUUGUGGAUUAUCAUAUCCUUCAAGUUCAUGGGAUGGCACAUUUUAGUAUGCAGGCCAUUCCAUACGUUGUCUGCCAGAAUUUCAUUCACUGAAUCAGUUGGAUGGAACUGGUCCCACCAGAUAUAGUUGGAAGCAUUACUGCACGCCAUUUCUGGCGAUAAGCACAUGAUCCACCCCUUGUACUUCCCAAAUCCACAGCAUGCUUCCUUAGUUUCGUUAAAACCUGAUCAGGAAGCAUAAAGCUGAGUUAGACAUUAUGCUUAUUUUGUGAUUUAUGAAGGACAUUAAGAGUUAAAACAAACACUAGAGUGCUUCGUAGUAGUACCAUAAUGUUCAUGGUUCUUUAGAAUAUCCAUUGAACCUUGCAAAACAUCACAGAAGAUGAUAUUGAAAUCGGCGAGCUCCUGGGUAAGCUUCUCUA